CAUAUGGAGGAUGAUAGCCGUGGUCCAGGUGGACUUCACGCUGCACCGCUGCACGGGACCUGUCAGCCAGCGUGUUUGAAAAAAGCGGCGUCCUCCAUCAGAUGUCUCACCAACAGAUUACCAUCACACUCUGACAUUGUAGGCGCUUAUAACAAAGUUGAAUUUCCAAUAUGGUAGGAGAGGUUGUUGUUGUUGAGCAGACUGUUGUCAUGUCCCCGCAGUGCCUGUAGUGGUGCUGUGAGGAGUCUGCUGUGGAUCCAACUAAAAUCCUCAGCAGCCUACCUACUGCUUGUAAUUUGCUCUGGAUUGCCUGCAUUUCCAUACACUCUAAUUGGAAGAUAUUUCGAGCUCGAUGAAGAUCCCUGUUCCUUUCCUAUCUGGACUAUCGAUGCGCGAAUAGCCUAGCUGAUCCUAAUAGACAUUUCGGCCGUCUGUGUGGAUCGAACGCCGUACACAGCCCAUACCAAUUCAAGCUGAUGUUGUCAAGGACAAGAGUCACGUGAUGUAUGAAGGCAAACACAUACAUUUCUCAGAGGUGGACAAUAAGCCGUUGUGCUCGUACAGCCCGAAGCUCUGCAAGCAGCGCAGAUUAAAUGGCUAUGCUUUCUGCAUCCGGCAUGUCCUGGAGGACAAGACAGCUCCCUUCAAGCAAUGUGAAUAUGUGGCCAAGUACAACAGCCAGCGAUGUACUAACCCCAUCCCUAAGUCUGAAGACCGCAGGUACUGUAACAGCCACCUGCAGGUUCUCGGCUUUAUCCCUAAGAAGGAACGGAAAAAGAAACAUGAUGCUUUGGAGGAAAUGCGCUCACGGGCUCACCUGGACUCGGUGGCACUCAAUAUAACCGUGCCCUCUUUAGCUCUUAAAGCUCCCAAUGGUCUAGAUGAACUUCCACCAUCUCCCCCCUGCACUCGCCUGUUACCCCUUCCUGAUGGGGAACUCCUGGACCCUUUUGCCUUUUAUGAGGAGGACACAGACGGGGAGGAGAUGGGUACUCCUCGGAAGGGCAAUGCCAUCAAGAAGAAAUUACACAGUCGGCUGGUUUUUAACCAGAAAUUCUGCCAAGACACAGACCUCUUCCAGCCACCUCCUGAGCACUUUAGUCCCUCCCCUGUUCCCCGUGUCCAGCCCUCCUCUCCGCUCAGCACCCACCUCCCACGGCAGCAGUCAGGUCUUCUCCAGCCACCCCAGCACUCCAGUGUGACUUCCUUCAUUUUACCAGGACAGCAGCAGGGUUUAUUAUGCAAUCCACCACCACCUCAGACGGUCAACUUUCUGCCUCCAGGGAUAACCUCUAAUGCAGCACCCAGUCCAGUGCAACCUACUGGGCCAUCACUUAGCAGGAAAAUGCCUUUCACUGCUACUCACUUGCCUGUCAGUUGCAAGAACGGUGGCAGUAACAAUCAGUGGCCCGUGGUUGUCAUGCGUCCUGUUGCUUUCUCCCCCUCUGCCAGCUGUUUGGCCAGGUUGCAACAUCUGGUGCACCUCUGUGCCAAGAGGCACCAGGAGCAUGGAGACCUCUUUCCUCAUCUAGGACUGGACUGGUCAGAAGACAGUGGGGAAGAUGACGAUGAUGAUAAUGAUGAAGAGGAGGCUGAGAGAUUUGUUCCUUUUCAGAGCUCUUGGAGGCCACAGAAUGGGCUGGAAGACGACAGUGGUUGCUCCCGGAGAACACGACUACUUAGGCUUUGUUCGUACCUCCAGGAGAAAUACAAGCACAUGUGUAGGCAGGAGAGGGCGAGUAUCCGCCAGAAGAGAUACCGCUAUGCCUUCCGCAAAGCCUUGCUGCACGCUGCCAACAAAAAUCCCGACUGUGCUGGGAAACUGAUUCAGGAGUUGCGUGGUGCCUCUCGAAGCUCCUUAAGUGGGGAUCCAGGAAAACAGCCGAACACAGAUACAGGAACCUGCACUGGCAGCACAAAGGGCCAGGCCUGCAAAAACAGAGCUUUGCCCUUCACUCAACACUGCUUUCAACACAUUCUGUUGAAUCGUUCUCAACAGCUCUUCACUAGUUGCACAGCCAGGUUUGCAGAUGGUCAGCAGUGCUCCAUCCCCGUGUUUGAUAUCACACACCAGACCCCCCUCUGUGAAGAGCAUGCCAAAAAGAUGGACAACUUCCUGCGUGGGGAUGGAAACCGGCGAGUGCAGCACCAGCAACAGAGAAAGCCACGCAAAAAGACCAAACCACCGGCGCUUACCAAAAAACACAAGAAGAAGCGGAGGAGAGGCCCGCGGAGGCCCCAGAAACCCAUCCCCCCAGCGUUGCCGCAGGGAAACCUGGGGAUGCCUUCUACGAGCCUAGCAAUGCCCUCACAAGCCAGCAUCAGGAGCCCUUCAACUCCAGAUUUGAGUACAGACGAGCUUCCUGAUGAUAUCACGAAUGACAUGGCAGACAUUCCUAAUGACCUGGAGCUCAACCAGGAGGAUUUCUCUGAUGUACUACCUAGGCUGCCCGAUGACCUGCCAGACUUUGACUUGUUCGAAGGUAAGAAUGGGGAGCUCCUCCCCACUACAGAAGAGGCUGAAGAACUGGUGCGUGCACUGCAGGCAAUGGGCUCCUACCCCGACUCGUUGGUGUGCCUGACCUCCAUGGGAGACCUGACCCCCUCUGAAGGAGUGGAUCAUAGAGCCAUGACUGUGUUUCCUGGUCCAGUCCAGCCGGGGACCAUGGGGGACCUGCUCAACAGCCGCAUCCCUACAGAGAACUUCCCCAGCCUUGAACUGGAGGACAACAUACUGCAGUCCACCGGGGGUCACUUUCCGCCAUCGCCAUCUCAGCCUUCUAACCAGCCCCCAACAUCAUGCUCCCAUAUGACCUCAUCUUCCUCUACAGCAGCCCCCACAACCCCCUCUCUCCUCACGCAGCCCAGCAUAACAGAGCGAACGUUUUCCCGGACACACGCAUCCCAUGUUCUGGCCAAGUCGGACGCACCCAUAUCAUCUCCCCAAGACAGCCACUACAGCAGUGAACAUGUGCCAUCCCCAUACAGUGACCACAUAUCGUCUCCUCAUGCUAACUCGUUUCAGACAGACACCCCUCUACUGCUGGAAGUCCCUCUCAGUGGGGUGCCGGGACCGCCACGCUCAUGGAAUAACCUUCCCCUCCCUCUUACCGACCCCACGCAGUUUGGCAAUCUCAUAGGAUCGGAAAGUCAUCUCAUAUCAACUUCUCUGUCCACCCCACCAGCCACCACCCACUCUGUGACGCUGCAGCCUAUGGCAGCUCUCUCAGCAAUGCCUCAGAGUGGCUUGACAGGUUUAACGACUCCCCCUGCUCCCACGUCCUCCUCCCACGAUCUUCUGACCUCCACACAGCCCAAGCAACAGCUCCCUCAGUUCAGUGCGGCCUUUGGCCAUCAGUUGGCCUCCCACAGCGGCAUCCCGAAAGACGUGCAGCCCAGCCACAGCUCUACAGCGCCUCCCGCUGGCUUUUCAAUAGUUGGUGCCACUGCUGCAAGUGCCAAUAGCGCCACACCACCCUUCACGGAAAGCAAAUGAGAGCAGGCAGCCUGGAUUGGACGCAUGAUGGUCUGUGUGACUCACAGUCACUUACAAUCCACUCAACUGGCUUCUGAUUAACAACCCUUCUUCGUCUGCUACAUAUGUGCAAUGUGGUAGUAGUGCACUAUUUGAUAAUGAAUUUGCACAACCUCAGAGUUUCCUCACUAUUUUCUAAUUUAGUUCUGUAGCCAGGCAGUCUCUGGGAUUUUAAGUCGGUGUGAGUCCACUUGUUGAAUGCCCCAUGGUUUCCUCGGGAGAAGGCUACGGUCAGUUUGAUGAGGUCAGCGUCACAGUGCUCAGAAUUCAUAGAAGCCUCAAUCAGUGGUCGAUUUAGUUUGCUUCGCCAGCUGUAGCCCUGUCUUAAAUUGAUCAGCUAUACCCUGCCUUGCUCACGGCCAUUGCAGUUUCUUUUUCUCCCACGUGUUUCAUAAACUGCUUCCGUCACCCUUUGAAAAACAAGAGUACAGGUUGUGAUAUUUGUGAUCCAUUAUGUUUCAAACUAUUUAACUGUUAUCAUGAUAGAGAAUCUUGCGGAGUCAGAUUUCAAAGUCAUACGAAUUUACCAAAAUACUUUUAAACAGCUGUUUUUAUAUUGUGUAUACUGUAUAUGUGCUCAUUUAUUGGUUUGCUCAGAUGUCUAAAUCUCUGACCUCACCAUUGAUUGUGGGACUCUGAGAGGCCUGGUAGACACUUGAAGGUAAAUAUAGGUUCUUAAAGCAAUAAACACAUUAACAUAACUCUGACAUUAGAAGGUUGUAUUGGUUUCAUUACUUGUAACUUCACCUGCAGAAUUCAGGCUCCAAAAAAAACAUGUCAGAAUUGUACAGUCACCAGGUCAGCCUAAGCUCCUCCCCCUGGUCUCUUAGUUUCAGUGUUCAGUAAAGAUGAUAAUGGUUUAUUCCUGGGGCUAUAAGUGUCUACUCUCAAAGGUGCUCUCUGGUCCGCAUAUACAAUGGCCUCUUGGUGACGAUUGAAAUGGCAAAUUGAAUUUUUAGAGUCCAACGAAAUCCACUAUUAAGACUACAAUAGAAUGUGAAUUGGCACUGGAAAUGAAUAUUUUGCUGGUUAGCUACGUGUAAUAUAGUAUAAGUUGUUGAGAACAUCUGAGGUAAAGCGUGUUUUACUCAGUUAUUUAAGAAAAAUUUUGCAAACCAGGAGUUAAGAGUUUAAGUUAAUGAGGACUCCGUUACCUGUCUGUCAUUGACUCAUACAGCAGUUCAACCAUGGCUUUUGAUAGAUAUAUUAGACAUUUGACAGAUUGUCAGACAUUGUUGAGUAUUAGGUAUAUAGAGUAGCAGUCUCUAUAUUGGGGUUUGUUGGUGAACUAUUGAGUAGCAAUGAAAUUGUUAUUUGCAAUGUAUUCAGUGGAACCUGUGUCUUGUAGAAUGAGCUUUUGUUUUUAAUGGCUAUCAAAAGUCAGAAGGGUCGGUGCUUGUAUGAUGUCAUUUUGUCUUUUAAUAAUCUGAUGGAGAAUAUUUUUUGAUAGCUAUUAAACUUCAAGAAGUCGGAGAUUGCAUGGGGGCACCAACUUUUUGUGUGAGCAUUAUAAUAUCAAUAUUAGGUAAUGGCCACUGGCUUGAUACUUGGUGGUAUUAUACAUUGGAAUAUAAGCAUCUGCAUUUCACUUCAUGUGGAGAAAAAACAUCAGUGUAAAGUAUGUUGUACUUUCUCAUGGGUUUGCACAGGAGUUGAUGAGGCCGGUGGUGUUUCUCAUGUCCCGUAUCUGUCUCACCUGUUUUCGUUUUUUUUGUUAUUUUGCUUGGAGGCUCAUUAAACAAACAGCUGCUGUUAUCACCAGCUCCGAGCCUGCACCAGACCCCAGUCUCCAGCUGUGCAAAGGCCCAGUUCUGUCUCUCUCUUCCAAAGAGAAAACACGUGAUGUGUAAACCUGUAGCUCCAGCAGAGACGACUGGGCUUCUCGAUAGCAGCAGCCACAAACACAGUGCCCAGUAAAAAAAAAAAAAGAAAGAAAUGACAAAACAUCAGGUUGGAUGAGAUGUCUGCAAGGCAAUACUGCUGUAUCCACAUAGCAUGAGAUUAGUCACUGCACCAGUUUAAUGUCCCAACAACCAUCACGUAGAACAAAGUUAACAGGGCUUGUAGGCACAUGUAACUGCUUGAAUUCAGAGAUGGCUGACAAAUUCCUAUACUCAUUGAAUGUACUGUAUUACUGUUUUUAAAUAUAGGAUGAGCUAAUCUAGUCACCUUUUAUUAUUGGUCCUUGUUUAAUUUGUCUAAGGUAUUUUUUGUAUACAAAGGUUUACAUUUUUAUGUAUAUUUUUCUUGUGUACAAAUUAUGUAAUAUGUGUACAAACACUGUAUGUAAUAUCUGUAUAUAGUGUGAGAAAUUUGAUCUUUUGUUUUUGGAUGUAUAAAUAAAACUUGCUGUGAGGUA
This is a messenger RNA of Betta splendens (Siamese fighting fish), 5894 nucleotides long. It is a transcript of the gene ino80da, whose product is annotated as INO80 complex subunit D. The transcript has 10 exons. The record is from RefSeq and is a predicted model, not a curated record. Gene Ontology annotation, cellular component: nucleus. The coding region runs from base 503 to 3496 and encodes 997 amino acids. Lineage: Eukaryota; Metazoa; Chordata; Actinopteri; Anabantiformes; Osphronemidae.